Capsella rubella is the source of this 1324-nucleotide messenger RNA. Its product is annotated as histidine protein methyltransferase 1 homolog. NCBI's taxonomy places the organism in Eukaryota, Viridiplantae, Streptophyta, Magnoliopsida, Brassicales, Brassicaceae. The coding region runs from base 250 to 1122 and encodes 290 amino acids. The record is from RefSeq and is a predicted model, not a curated record. The transcript is spliced from 8 exons.
CAAAAAAUAUGUAGAAUGAAUUGAGGUUUUGAUUGGUUAACAUGUAUUGUAUACAAGUUGGUGUAGAAACUAGAAACUAUGUAAAAAGUUAUGUUUGGUUUAAUUUAAAAUUUCAUAGUCAAAUUGAUCGGUUAACUGGACCAAAUAAUCGAAUCUCGUACCGACCGGUUCAAUUGGUUUCUAUUUGCUCCUCUGUGCUCUGGACUCUGGAGGCUACUUUGAAGUGCUGCCGCCGAAGCUUUUUUGUCAAUGACGACGAAUCCGACGUUUCAGCUGUUUUCGUCUUCGCAAGGUUCUGGUUUAGGUUUAGGGUUCCUUGAUUCACCAGAGCCAGCUCUUCCUCCACCGCCUCCUCCUGUGGAAGUAUUAUCCUCCGAGGCGUCUUCCUCCGUUGAUCUAGCAGUGGAUAAAGUGAGUAUCGGCGAGAUCACUCUUUUGAAGGGUCGUGUGAGCACUAAAGAGGUCUUUGGAUUGCCUAAUUCAGAUUUGGUUCCUGGAGUAUAUGAAGGUGGGCUUAAGCUUUGGGAAGGAUCAAUUGAUCUUGUCAAAGCUCUUGAGAAAGAAUCACAAACUGGAAACUUAUCACUUUCUGGAAAGCGGGUUCUCGAGCUUGGAUGUGGUCAUGCACUUCCAGGAAUCUAUGCGUGUCUCAAGGGUUCAGAUGCAGUUCAUUUCCAGGACUUCAAUGCUGAGGUCCUUAGAUGUCUCACCAUCCCGAAUCUGAAUGCUAAUCUAUCCGAGAAGUCUUCCUCUGUCUCAGUAGGUGAAACAGAAGUACGCUUCUUUGGCGGUGAGUGGAGUGAAGUUCAUCAGGUUCUUCCACUAGUUGAUCAUGACGGAGAGAGUGAUAAGAAGGGUGGUUAUGACAUCAUUCUAAUGGCAGAGACGAUUUACUCCAUCUCCGCUCAGAAAAGUCUAUACGGCUUAAUUAAAAGGUGCCUUGCGUAUCCUGAUGGAGUAGUCUACAUGGCUGCAAAGAAGUACUAUUUUGGGGUUGGUGGAGGGACAAGACAGUUCUUGUCUAUGAUAGAGAAAGACGGUGUUCUUGCUUCAACAUUGGUGUCUGAAGUUACAGAUGGUUCCUCCAAUGUCAGAGAGGUAUGGAAGCUUUCGUACAAAUAAGUCAAAAAAGUUCUACCAGGAUUUUAGUGUCGCUCCAAAUCCAACGAUCCGACUAUAGUGAAUUUGGAUUGCUCAGUAUAAUGAGUUGAAAUUCAAAAUCUCAUCCAUGUUUAGCUUAUUUGUACCAAACUAAGCUUUACUUUGGGAAUGACUCACAUUUACUGUGUAUUACCAAUUCAGAUAAGUGCCUUUAUCCCUCUGA